GUCUCUUUAUUUCAGAAAGAGCUGAAGAGGAAGACAAAAACAGCCGUUGAAAAUCAGAUCUAGGAGACUUUCACCUGCUCCGUCAAUUAUCCUAUUUUGAACAGGUUUUCCCCCAGGACACAGAGAUGGGCCAGUGGAGCAAUAGCCUCUUUGCGGUGUUAUUUCUUUGUGGAGCUUUUAUGAGAGAAGCACAUCCGGCUACUGUAUCUGAUGUUGGGGGACACAGAGGUGCUCAGAGACAUCUUCUAAUGGAACAAGAUAAUAGCACCAACAGAAACAUUACUGAAUUUCAAAGGACAUCCGAUUUGAAUAAGGAAUCCAAGCCUGUGGAGUGGUCCUAUCUGGCUGCAGGACUGGGCACAGUCCUCACUGUUUCUCUCCUCAUCGUGAUGGCUGUCAAGUUUCGCCUCUUCCAUCGCUUCUUAGCCAGCUACAGACACUCCCUGCUCCAAGAGGCUGACGGGGUCAGCCAGUAUGGCCAGGAGGAGGCGUCCUAUCCUAACAGUGUGUUGGGUAGAAUGGGAGGAAUUGGAGGGACUCCGAGAGGACUGGAUGAUGAUGAUGAUGGCUUCAUUGAGGAUAACUAUAUCCAGACCAGUGAGAAAGACAGGGCAGAG
Messenger RNA from Micropterus salmoides (largemouth bass), 617 nucleotides. RefSeq names its product leucine-rich repeat-containing protein 19-like. The transcript has 3 exons. The record is from RefSeq and is a predicted model, not a curated record. The annotation marks the transcript as partial. NCBI's taxonomy places the organism in Eukaryota, Metazoa, Chordata, Actinopteri, Centrarchiformes, Centrarchidae.